Molecule: messenger RNA, 3534 nt
Organism: Oldenlandia corymbosa var. corymbosa
Lineage: Eukaryota; Viridiplantae; Streptophyta; Magnoliopsida; Gentianales; Rubiaceae
Source: the annotation of a GenBank genome assembly
UAAAAUGUACAUGCCAAAACAGGAUUAUCCAAUCUUUACAUUCUUAGCUAAGAAUAAUGUGAUAUACUCAAUAAUCCAAACAAACAAAUAUCCAAAAAUGCAGAAUAAAAAAGACUAAUGUUUAUUUUUCUAUAAUAUCCAAAAAUUCACUUACAAAUAAUUAAAAACAUUGUAAGGAGGACGGACUAAUGAUCUCAAACUUGUUAAUCUCUUGGAAUUAAAUAUGGACAAUAAUGUGGGACCCUUAGGCGGGUUGACUCCCGUGACCCAUUCUCAUUUCUCACUCACACUUCAGGGAAGACCAUUUCAACAAAUGCGCACAGUGUUACUGCCAAAACAGCGGAAAACGCUGCCGCUUUAUUUUAAAAAGGAUGACGCCAAUUUGCUCUUUAUUAUAUAUACAAGUAUAAUAUCAUCUCUGUUUUGAUCAGAAAGAGAGAGAGUCUUCCACCCACCCAAAGUCAGCCAGUCAAUCGUCCCCAACAGCACCCAAACGCUGAGCGGAAUUUCUCAGUCGUUUCCCGAUUUGUUUAUAUUACUAUUAUCAGCUAAACAAAAUCAUUACUUAAGGCUUUAAAAAAAAAAAAGAAUUCUCUUUUGUGGGUUUUCUUGUUUGUGGGGCUUACUAAAGAAUUCAACAGUUCGUUUUCUCCUACCUCUGCAAGCAGACUUUGGGUUUGCCGCGUGAAGACUUCCCCUUCUUCAGUCUUCCCUUCUUCAGUCAUCCAAUCCGACACUCUACCACUACUAUUUUCUGGCUGUCCUUUUGAGUUCUGGGUUGUUCCUGUUAAGUUCCGAAAGUUUGGAUUUUUACUCAUUUUGGGCUUUGCUGUCAGAUUGAGGAAUCUAAAGGUGAGUUCUUCUUUUUUAUUUCUCGAAAUUCAUGUGACCCGCGUGUAAAUAUUAAUUUAAUCUUGCAUCUUUCUAACUCUGCUUUGAUGACCAUAGCUUUUUCUUAGCUGAAAGCUAUGUUCUUGACUUCUACUCUACUUAUAGCCCGGGAGAUAAAUUAUCUUGCUAUUAGUCCAGGCAAUUAUCUAAUUUUGAUGCUGGGACUAGUUUGCGUUGGUUGUUCAAACACUUCUUGGAUCUUAAUGAAAUGGGUUGAUUUUUUCUUUUGCUACUUUGACUUGGAGCUGUAAUUGUCUUGCAUAUCUUUAGAGUAGGUUUCCAGUCUGUUAUAGUUUGAUUGGACCCUCUAUUUUGUGCAUUUUUGAGGCGGAUUUAUUGAGAUCGCCGUGAAUUAUGGAUAUUGUCUCGUCAAUGCAGUGCAAGAGGAAGUUCCAAUUUUGCAAGUUAGAGUGUGAUUGGCUGGAAAGUUUUUGUUUUUGGAUAUAGAGGUUGGACCGAGGGUUUUAACAAUUUGUUCAUCUGCUUGAUGUUCAGAAUUGGAUUGAACCAGGUUGUUGUGGUCUCUGGAGGCUAUGAGGUGUUUCCAGUUUUAUCUUGGAGAAAAGAAGGACGAGUCUAAGACCGAAAGGUCCAGCUCGGUUCCUUGCUCAGGUUCUACCUUCACUGAUCCAGGAGUUAGGCGAUCAGGUUCUGAACUAAAUUCCCAGACCGCGUCUGACGCUAGUUCAGAGUCUAGGGGAAGGAAUCAAUUCCCAAUUUUGUCUGAUAAGCCUAGCAAUCUUACGGUGUUCACUUUUGCUGAUGUAAAAUCAGCCACAAAAAAUUUCACCCGCUCUGCAAAGCUAGGAGAGGGUGGUUUUGGCUGCGUAUAUAAAGGUGUUAUCAAGAGUUUGGAAGAACCGGGUGAAAAAGUAGAUGUUGCUGUAAAACAACUUGGCAAAAGAGGAUUGCAGGGCCACAAAGAAUGGGUGACAGAGGUUAAUGUUCUGGGGGUCGUUGAUCAUCCAAAUCUUGUAAAACUUGUUGGCUACUGUGCCGAAGAUGAUGAGAGAGGAAUUCAGCGGCUUCUUGUUUAUGAGUACAUGCCUAAUGGAAGCGUGGAAGACCAUCUAUCAGUUAAGGCUGUAGAACCACUGUCUUGGGCUAUGAGGCUAAAGAUUGCCCAAGAUGCUGCUCGUGGUUUAACAUAUUUACAUGAAGAGAUGGAUUUUCAGAUCAUAUUCAGAGAUUUCAAAUCUUCAAACAUUCUUCUAGAUGAGCAGUGGAAUGCCAAGCUAUCAGAUUUUGGAUUGGCUAGAUUGGGUCCUCAAGAGGGAUUAACUCAUGUCUCCACAGCGGUGGUUGGCACAUUGGGGUAUGCUGCUCCAGAAUAUAUUCAGACUGGUCGUCUAACAGCAAAGAGCGAUGUGUGGAGCUAUGGAGUUUUUCUCUAUGAACUAAUUACAGGUAGACGCCCAUUGGACCGUAAUCGUCCCAGGAGUGAACAAAAGCUCCUGGACUGGGUAAAGCCCUAUCUUUCGGAUGCUAAAAAAUUCCAGCAGAUAAUAGACCCUAGGCUUGAAAGAAAGACUAUCUGGAAGUCAGCACACAAGCUCUCACUGGUAGCCAACCGCUGCUUGGCAAGACACGCCAAAACACGCCCAAAAAUGAGCGAAAUACUGCAAAUGGUGAAUGAUGUUGUACAGGCAUCUGCAGGACUUGGGAGCCCUCACCCCCCAGUCAAACAAAAAGAUCCCUCAGAGGAAACGGCGAAAAAGGGUAAGCGAAGAUUCAUGGAUAUAAGAGUUGUAGAUGGUGGCUGGCUAGUUCGAAUAUUGUCAUCAAAGCACGUGAAAACCUGCUAACUGCGCUGAUACAAGAACAAAUAAGGAUAUCUACAUCCUUUCCCUGUUUGAGGGCUCCAUAUAGUAAAAGAAAUUCCUUUAAAGCUUUGUAGGGGCUAUGUCAGUUUUACUAAUUACAAUAAACUUCUAGGGAGAAAUGUGAAUUGAUGGUGGAAGUUCCUAGGAAUGGAAAUAGUGAUCCUGAUUCCUGAAUACAGAGGUUUUUAGAAAGUUUCUUGACUUGGUCAAUGUAGAGAAAAGUCAAGCUAAUAUGAAGGUUGAGAUAUAGUGAGUAUAUACGUGUAUGUAUGUAUGUAUAGAAACCAAAACCAGGGGGAAUUGGAGAAUUAUGACUUGUUUUUUCUUUGAUCUGUAAAGGCAGUGAAGAUUUUUCUGUGCUUCCACGAUAGGAGAUUUGACUAUUAAAUUCUCUCGUAAUACCAGACACAGCUUCAUAUAGUAUGAAUCAUCGUGUUGAUGCAUUAAUCUUUUCCCUCUGUUGUAGGCUUCUCAACUCCGUGAUUAUACAUCAUCAUCAUCAUCAUCAUCAUCAUUCAUCACUCAUCAGUAAAGACGAAAACAAAGUCCCUGAUAUUUUGAAAUCAAACGUUGUCAGCCCGCCUGUUCCGUACAACUCACUGACUGAUCCUUCCCGGCUCCCGGCGCCCGUACAACAUGCAACGUUGCCGGAACAAAAGUUUGGCGCGUUAAAAGUGUAACAGUUUGAAGGCUUAAAGCUAAAGUCCGACAACUGUAUGAAUGCGAAUUGUACAAAAAGCCAGGACUUGUGACAUUCAUUAAUUAAUGACGGUCCAUUGCAUUUGAUCAUAUCUUUUUCUUAAUUUUGACUUUUUUUUUU